Ambispora leptoticha is the source of this 2826-nucleotide messenger RNA. Lineage: Eukaryota; Fungi; Glomeromycota; Glomeromycetes; Archaeosporales; Ambisporaceae. The record is from the annotation of a GenBank genome assembly.
AUGCCGAACCUACAAGAAUAUUUAAAUCAGACAUAUCCAACAAAGCAAGAGAAAGAAAGAGUUGGCACCAUAUACUUCACCGAAAUAAAAGAAAAACAAAGAGAAAUAGAAGGAGGGGAGUUAGAUUUAAGCGAGUUUGUCAAUUUAGCAGAAGUAAGAAUUGAUGGAAGCUAUUUAAAAACUCCGCUAACUAAAUUAAAACUUAGUGCUUCUGCUAGAUGGUUGGGGCUUUUAAUCUGUAUUAACAACAAUUUAACUUCAAUAGAUUUUUUAGAAAAUUUGCCUAAUCCAAAGUUAAUGAAAAUAUUAAACAUUUAUAAUAAUAACAUUCAACCAACUGAUAUUGAAAUAUUUAGCAAAUUUUCUAAUUUGACUUGUUUGAAAAUAGGAACUGAAAAAGGUGCUUUUCAAAAUGGCAAACAUAAUAAAUUCUAUGGUUCGCUAAAAUCUUACCAAAACUUAACUAAAUUAGAAAGAAUUUGUAUUGAGGCCACUGAUGUCGAUAGUGGUCUAGAACACUUACCGAUGAGUUUAGCUAAAUCAACAGCCAAGAGAGCCGCUGAUAAUAAAUACGACUUAAUAAUAAUUGAUGCUCCCGCUCGCACUAGCCAAGGAACCUUAGAAAUCGCCAAAAAGGCUGAUUUACUAAUUCAACCGGUCGGAACUAGCCGCGAUGAUUUAUUACCUGCCUUGCGAGAAUUCAAUGCUUUAAAAGCCCAGGGAAUAAACAAAAAAAAGUUAUUAUUUGUCCUCAAUCACCUAUCCACCCCCGCCGAAGUAUUGGCUACCCAAGAAUAUUUAACCGAAAGCACUUAUAAUUUUGCUCCUUAUUAUUUACUAGAAAAAGCCUCUUAUCGCCAAGCCCAAAGUGAAGGUAAAAGUAUUAGUGAGGUAAAUUAUACUAGUUUAAGAAAACAAGUUCAAAAUAAAAGAAAAAUAUUUGGAGAAAUACCGCAAGAAAUUAGCGAAAACAUAAAAGCCUCAGAAACCGCUCCCAGUGAUAAAAGAAUUAGUGGAAGGACUAAACAAUUAAACUUUAAAGUUAGAGAGGAAUUUUAUUGGAAAUUGAAAAAUAUGGCGGUGGAGGAAAAGUGUAUGAUGGUGGAAGUCUUAGAAAAAAGUUUGGAGGAUUUAUUUGCGGGAAUUGGUGGUUUUCGUUUAGCACUGGAAAAACUUAAUGGCAAAUGUUUAUUUUCCUCUGAAAUUGAUGAGGAUUGUAUAAAAACAUAUGCCGUAAAUUUUGGCGAACAGCCCCAAGGAGACAUUACCAAAAUUGACCCUCAGUCAAUCCCCAACCACGAUAUUUUAUGUGCGGGAUUUCCGUGUCAGCCAUUUAGUAUUUCGGGUAAAAAGAAAGGAUUUAAAGAUAUUCGGGAUUCAGGUUUAAUUUUCUGUGGCUAUCGGAAUAAAUUAAUACGAACAAAUGGCGUUCGCCCUAACACGGAACAUUUAUCACGGGUUCAUAAACAACCAAACCGAAUAUAUUUUGUUGAUGGAACCCACCCAACCAUCCCAUCCCAAGAGAGCUCAGGGAGGUAUUGGAUUUACGAUGGAAAAAAAGUCCGAAAACUGACCCUUAAUGAAUGUUUUGCUUUACAAGGUUUUCCCAGCAAUUACCAAAAACGUAUGAGUAUAAACAUUAUAAACCAUAAAGAAAAAUUAUUAGAAGUUUAUCAGAAAUCAUCUAAUGUAGCGGAUAUUAGCAAUAUUUCAGAUGAAAUGAUGAACUUUUUAAAAAUUAUCACGGAUAAUAUUGAUAAAAAUAAAGGAGUUUAUACAGUGUUGAUAACUUUAAUGGUUCAUAAACUAUUAGAACCAGAGCAAGACAUACGACUUCAUAAGAUUGAAUUCAAAAAUGGUUUUUCUGGUAGAACUAUUGAUACUAAACACAUUACUCCCACUUUAAGGGAGUUGGGAUUACCCGCUAUGGCUGAAAGAAAGGGGAUGAAAGAAGCCUUUUUAAAGGUGAUAGAUGCUUUUCAGAACGACCAAUCCAUUACUGAAAACAUGUUAAGGAUAAUUCUCAAUAAGGCUAUCCUAUUUAAAGAAAAUAAUCUUAUUGAAAUUAGAAAAUUAGAUAAUGCUGAUGAAAUAUCAAUUACGGCUAUUAUUGAGUUAUUAAAAAAACAUUUUACCGAAAAAUACGAUACUUGGGGUGGUUCAAAGUUGCCAGUCUUGGCUUUUUAUGCUAUUUAUAAAUCAUUGAUUUUAGAAGUUGAUAGGUAUAAAAGUUGUAAACUUGAACCCUUGGGAAGCCAUACCGCUUCCGACCGGACUUCCAAAAGUGCUGGUGAUAUUCAAGUAAUAAAAAACGACCGAGUGUUUGAGGCAGUGGAGAUUAAGUUAGAUAGACCAAUUGAUAUAAAUAUGGCUCGAAUUGCCUAUGAAAAGAUUAUCAAGUUUAAUUCCGAAAGGUAUUACAUACUUUCUGAUAUGAGGGUUUUGGAAAAGGACCAGCCAGAGGUUAAUGAGUUGAUUUUGAAAAUUAAAGAAAAGCAUGGUUGUCAAUUGAUUGUCAAUGGUAUUUUGCCUACUUUAAAAUACUAUCUCCGUUUAAUUUCUAAUCCCAAAAAGUUUUUUAACGAAUAUAUUGAGUUAGUGGAGGAUGAUACCGAACUGAAAACUAUUCAUAAAAACAAACUAAAAUCAUUAGUAGAAGAAAUAGAAAAAGUAAAAUGUCCGCAGUGUUUAAAAUUAGUCCCCGAAAGUGAAACCGAUAAUUGUGAUGGAUGUGGUAAAAAUUUUUGCGUAGAAUGUUUAACUUAUCAGGGCGAGAAAGGUAGUGAGGGAGAACUGGUUUUUUGUCCGAAGUGUGAAAAAGAGUAA